Molecule: messenger RNA, 4317 nt
Organism: Puma concolor (puma)
Lineage: Eukaryota; Metazoa; Chordata; Mammalia; Carnivora; Felidae
Source: RefSeq, a predicted model, not a curated record
AUGGAAACAAACCCGGCCCCGCCCCCCUCCCGGAGGUCGCCGGGAAAAGGGCACCGCCCCCUGGGGGGGCAUCCCAGCCGGCCAGGCGAAUGUUCCCCCUUGCAACGAACCGUCUUACCCUCUCUUCUCCUCUGGCUUCCUCACCUGUCCGCAACUCCGCCCGCCCCACCCCCGGAAGUGACGAUGGCCUCCCAUCCUUGCUUGCGUCCCGUCGAGCCUUGCGGCGGCGGCGGGAAGAUGGCGGCGGCGGGAGCCCUGGAACGGAGCUUCGUGGAGCUCAGCGGUGCUGAGCGCGAGAGGCCGAGACACUUUCGGGAAUUCACAGUGUGCGGCAUUGGGACUGCAAAUGCCUUGGCUGGAGCCGUGAAAUACAGUGAGAGCGCGGGAGGCUUCUCUUAUCUGGAAAGUGGCAAGUUGUUCGCCGUCACCAGGAACAGGUUCAUUCAUUGGAAGACCUCUGGAGAUACAUUGGAGCUGGUGGAAGAGUCACUGGACGUAAAUCUGUUGAAUAAUGCAGUUCGCCUCAAAUUCCAAAAUUGCAGCCUCUUACCUGGAGGGGUUCACGUCUCUGAGACUCAGAAUCAUGUGAUAAUCUUGAUCUUGACCAAUCAGACAGUGCACAGAUUACUUUUACCACACCCUUCCCGGAUGUAUAGGAGCGAGUUGGUAAUUGAAAGUCAGAUGCAGUCAAUAUUUACUGACGUUGGAAAAGUUGAUUUCAGGGAUCCUUGCAACUCUCAAUUAAUUCCAGCAGUACCUGGACUCUCCCCUAAUUCUACCUCCUCGGCAGCUUGGCUUGGCAGUGAUGGGGAGGCUCUGUUUGCUCUUCCGUCUGCUUCUGGGGGAAUCUUUGUUCUUAAACUACCGUCUUAUGACAUACCUGGGAUGGUGUCAGUUGUGGAACUAAAACAGAGUUCAGUAAUGCAGAGACUGCUUAUAGGCUGGAUGCCAACAGCUAUCAGAGGUGACCAGGGGCCUUCAGAUCGUCCCCUUGCUCUUGCUGUUCAUUGUGUCGAGCACGAUGCCUUCAUCUUUGCUCUUUGCCAGGAUCAUAAACUACGAAUGUGGUCUUAUAAGGACCAAAUGUGCCUGAUGGUGGCCGACAUGCUGGAGUAUGUUCCUGUGAGUAAAGACUUUCAGCUCAGUAUUGGAACUGGACAUAAGUUACGGCUUGCUUAUUCCCCUUCCAUGGGACUCUACCUAGGGCUGUUCAUGCAUUCACCAAAACGCGGACAGUUCUGCAUUUUCCAACUGGUGAGCACUGAGAAUAACCGCUAUAGUCUAGAUCACAUUUCGUCCGUUUUCACUUCUCAGGAGACACUGAUUGACUUUGCCUUAACCUCUACGGAUAUCUGGGCCCUGUGGCAUGAUGCUGAGAACCAAACUGUUGUGAGAUACAUCACCUUUGAGCAUAAUGUUGCAGGUCAAUGGAAUUCAGUUUUUAUGCACUCUCUGCCAGAGGAAGAGAUCAUUAUCAGAGAUGAUCAAGACCCCAGAGAGAUGUAUUUGCAGACUCUAUUUACACCAGGACGAUUCAUAAAUGCAGCUUUAUGUAAAGCUUUACAGGUCAGCAAGAAAAGAUUUAAUGUUUAUUUAAGACUGUCUCUUCCUCAGAAGGUGUUUCUUUGUGUGGAGGGUCAGCUCCAAGGAAGUGUAACAGAGUAUGAAUUUUCCCAGGAGGAAUUUCGAAAUUUACAACAGGAAUUCUGGUGCAAGUUCUAUGCCUGUUGUCUUCAGUACCAAGAAGCCCUCUCUCAUCCUCUUGCCCUGCAUUUGAAUCCACACACAAACAUGGUGUGCCUACUGAAAAAAGGGUACCUGUCUUUCCUUGUGCCUUCCUCCUUAGUGGAUCAUUUGUAUCUCCAUCCUGAUGACGACCUUUUGGCCGAGGAUGAGGCAGCCAUAUCUGAUGAUGUGGAAGUUGCUCGGGACGUCAUGUGUCUUAUAAAAUGCCUUCGGCUGAUUGGAGAGUCAGUAACUAUGGACAUGUCAGUAAUGAUGGAAAUGAGUUGUUACAACCUACAGUCUCCAGAAAAGGCUGCAGAACAGAUUCUGGAAGAUUUGAUCACUAUUGAUGUAGAAAAUGUGAUGGAGGAUAUUUGCAGUAAGCUACAAGAGAUCAAGAACCCAGUCCAUGCCAUUGGGCUACUUCUACGGGAGAUGGAUUACGAGACAGAAGUAGAAAUGGAAAAGGGGUUCAAUCCAGCUCAGCCUUUGAAUAUUCGGAUGAAUCUUUCCCAGCUAUAUGGUGGCAGCACAGCAGGAUAUAUUGUGUGCAGAGGUGUGUGCAAAAUUGCCAGCACUCGCUUCCUCAUCUGCCGAGACCUUUUGAUCUUACAGCACCUAUUAUUGAGGCUGGGCGAUGCGGCGAUCUUGGGAGCUGAUCAGCUCUUUCAAGCCCAGCAAGACCUACUACACCGAACCUCUCCUCUCCUCUUAUGUUAUUAUCUCAUUAAGUGGGGAAGUCAGUGCUUAGCAACUGAUGUUCCAGUUGACACACUGGAGUCCAACCUCCAACACUUGUCAGUACUGGAACUAACAGACUCUGGUGCUGUAACGGGAAAUAAGUUUGUAUCUAGCCCUCAGACAAUUGUGGAAUUAUUCUUCCAAGAAGUUGCAAGAAAAUACAUCAUAGCCCAUCUCUUCUCUCAACCAAAGGCACCUCUGAGCCAAACUGGGUUGAAUUGGCCUGAGAUGAUUACUGCAGUUACCAAUUAUUUAUUGCAGCUUCUAUGGCCUAGCAAUCCUGGUUGUCUCUUUAUGGAAUGUUUGAUGGCCAAUUGUCAGUAUGUACAGUUGCAGGAUUAUAUUCAACUGCUCCAUCCCUGGUGUCAAGUCAACAUUGGUUCCUGUCGAUUUAUGCUGGGACGUUGUUACCUGGUUACAGGAGAAGGACAGAAGGUUUUGCGUCUACUAGAUGUUAUUGGUUUGCCUGAGCUGGUUAUUCAGUUGGCCAUGUCAGCAAUAACUGAAGCAGGGGAUGAUUGGAAAAGUCAGGCUACUUUAAGGACAUGCAUUUUCAAACAUCAUUUGGAUUUGGGUCACAAUAGCCAAGCAUAUGAAGCCUUAACCCACAUUCCUGAUUCCAGCAGGCGGUUAGAUUGUCUGCGGCAGCUGGUGGUAGUUCUUUGUGAACGCUCGCAGCUACAGGAUCUUGUAGAGUUUCCCUAUGUGAAUCUGCAUAAUGAGGUUGUGGCAAUAAUUGAAUCACGUGCACGAGCCGUGGACCUUAUGACUCACAAUUACUAUGAGCUCCUCUAUGCCUUUCACAUCUAUCGCCACAAUUACCGAAAAGCUGGUACAGUGAUGUUUGAGUAUGGAAUGCGUCUUGGCAGAGAAGUUCGAACUCUGCGGGGACUUGAGAAGCAAGGCAACUGUUACUUGGCCGCUGUUAACUGUUUACGACUUAUUCGUCCAGAAUACGCGUGGAUCGUCCACCCAGCAUCUGGUGCAGUGUGUGAUCGCCCUGGCGCAUCCCCUAAGAGGAAUCAUGAUGGAGAAUGCACAGCUGCUCCAACCAAUCGGCAGAUUGAAAUUCUGGAACUGGGAGACCUGGAAAAAGAGUGUUCCUUGGCCCGAAUCCGCCUCACUCUGGCUCAGCAUGACCCGUCAGCAGUUGCAGUUGCAGGAAGUUCAUCAGCAGAGGAGAUGGUCUCUCUCUUGGUUCAGGCUGGCCUUUUUGACACUGCCAUAUCCCUCUGUCAGACUUUUAAGCUUCCCUUGACGCCAGUCUUUGAGGGACUUGCUUUCAAAUGCAUCAAGUUGCAGUUAGGGGGCGAGGCAGCCCAAGCAGAAGCCUGGUCCUGGCUAGCAGCCAAUCAGCUCUCAUCAGUCAUCACCACUAAGGAGUCCAGUGCUACAGAUGAAGCAUGGAGACUAUUAUCAACUUAUCUGGAAAGGUACAAAGUUCGGAAUAACUUAUAUCACCACUGUGUAAUCAACAAGCUCUUGUCUCAUGGAGUACCUCUACCUAAUUGGCUAAUAAACAGUUACAAGAAGGUCGAUGCCGCUGAGUUGCUCCGUUUGUACUUAAAUUAUGACCUUUUAGAAGAAGCUGUGGAUUUGGUUUCAGAAUAUGUAGAUGCUGUAUUGGGGAAAGGACAUCAGUACUUUGGAAUUGAGUUUCCAUUGUCUGCAACAGCGCCAAUGGUGUGGCUCCCAUACUCUUCUAUUGACCAGCUUCUCCAGGCUCUGGGAGAGAACAGUGCCAACAGUCACAACAUUGCUCUGUCCCAGAAAAUACUUGACAAAUUGGAGGACUACCAGCAAAAAGUUGAUAAAGCAACACGAGAUUUAUUAUAUCGUCGGAACUUGUGA